Messenger RNA from Pelodiscus sinensis (Chinese soft-shelled turtle), 1722 nucleotides. RefSeq names its product FXYD domain-containing ion transport regulator 7-like. Gene Ontology annotation, biological process: regulation of sodium ion transmembrane transporter activity. Gene Ontology annotation, cellular component: membrane. Gene Ontology annotation, molecular function: sodium channel regulator activity. The record is from RefSeq and is a predicted model, not a curated record. NCBI's taxonomy places the organism in Eukaryota, Metazoa, Chordata, Testudines, Trionychidae.
UUUCCCAACAUGGCUAUUUACGCUGAAUGCUAUUUGGGGCAGGGACUGUCUCACUGUGGAUCUGUGUGGGAGGGGAGUUUGUAGGAGGAGGGUGUCUGGGCAUCUUUGGCAGAACCUAGCACUUUGAGAGGCUGACAUGAGGCAGCUUUGGGAUGGUGGGGGGUGGGGAUUAUGUGCAGCUCAGUGCCAAAUGAGCUACCCGGCUGUGGCAUUAUGUGUGGCUGUUCACCAGCUGUUCCACCCCAGAAGUGUUUGCAUCUCAGUUUCAGACAAGCUGUCCCUUUGUGGCAUUAUGGGUGGCUGUUUCCAGGCUGCCCUGCCCCAGAGGUGGCUACAUCUCAACGCUGGGCAUUAUUAUCCUGCUGUGGCAUUAUCUGUGGCUGUUCCCCAGCUGCCCCACUCCAGAGGUGGCUGCUUCUCAGCACUAGGGUUGCCAGUUUUGCUUGGAUGUAUUUCUGGAGAUUUCAUCACAUCUUUAAUUAAAGCUUAAUCUUUAAUUCUUGAAAAAUCCAGGCCAGUCCUAGAAGGUUGGUACUGCCCACUCAGCACCAGGAGAGCUGCCUCCCUGUGUUGUUAUGUGUGGUUGUUCCCCUGCUGCCCUGCCCUGAGGUGGCUGCAUCUCGGUACAUGACCUGUCCCUGUAUAGAUUGUUCAGAAAGCCCUAUAGGCAGCAGACAGUGAGGUAGAGCUGAGCUCUAGGUGGGGGGCAGUGAAGCAGGGGCAGCUGGAGGCCUUGCCUCCUCCCCACAGAGCCAUGCGUAUCUCCCUUCCCAGCCCGGGAGUUUAGCUGCAUCUGGCUCCCAUUGGCUGCCUCCCUCCUCCAUACGCAGCGGAAAAAAAAGCUGCUUCCCGCCCGGUCUCUCCCUCCCUCUCGGACUCUGCCGCAUUCGUGCCUGUGAAGGGAGAGACCCACGGCUGCAGGAUGGCCACCCCCACCGAGGCACCCAGGCAUGCUGGCCAUGGACACCAGGAUCCUUUCUCCUAUGACUACGACACCCUGCGCCUGGUUGGGCUCGUCUUAGCCAUUGUCAUGUUCGUGGUGGGCAUCCUGACAGCACUGAGUAAGAAGUUCAAAUGUAAAAAGUCUGACUCCAGCCUAUCGGAGGCCAGACAGCCAGGAAAGACUCCAACUCCAGCAGGCAGUGCGUAGGCCUGGUGCCUGGGAUGUAGCGCCCCUCUGGAUGGGGGUGCAGACCCCGCUGCCCCCCCCCCUCGCCCAGGACGGCUCCGAGACCUUGGCUCCAGUGCCCGGUGACAUCCGAGGGGGCAGAGAAGGGGGAGCCCUGUUAUCUGAGCCCCCUGUCUUUUAGAAACUCUGCCUCUGAUUGGCUAGAGAGCCCAUUGCAUGCUGGGAGCAGGCACCAUAUGCAGGAAAAGGGUCCCUCACCUGCCUCCCCCACCGGGUCCCCUUCACUUCCUGUUCCCCUUCAGAGCAUGUGAUCCUCCAUGUCGUAACUGCUUUGCUUAUGGCACCCCUGUCCCUGCUGCAUCAUGGGAGUGCCCUGUGGCUGGGGGGGAGGAGAACAACCACGUGCCACCAAACCACACCCGAGGCCCUGACAGGGCCCGUGCAGGGCCAGCAGCUGGAUGAGGACAGGGUGCUGCUAUUGUGAUGUGCUUUCAGCUGCCCCAGGGGGCGCCACUCUGUAGCUGCCCCCCUCACUGCCCCCACGCACGUGGCAGAGAAGAUCCAGUGCUCAAUAAAAAUGGAGUUGUUUCUUA